AUGGUGAAGACCUCGUGGGGCAUGCUCGCGAAAGCGGGCUCCCUGGCAGCGCUACUCGUCAGCACCUUUUCCUCGCAGGCACACGCACUUGGCUUUUCCGUCGACGCUCUCAACUGCACCGAGCUCGAAUGGUCCGCCUCGCUCACCCAGACAGAAUGGAGCGUAGCAUCGUUCGUCAACCUCUUCUUUGUGUCCACCGAGGGCGCGCGUAACUACUCGCUUCUCUACUCGGCGCUCAAUGGCGGCGACUUCUCCACGCCAGGCAACUACCGCAAAGUCACUUCUUUCGGCGACACGGCGCUCAGCGGCACAUACCGCAUCGGCAUCGGUCUCGCCGACAUCAACGGCAACAUCCUCACCACCCUCAGCACCAGCAGUGGCAUUGUACAGGUCACAGCCAUCGACUCGAGGACAUUUACAUUCACAGACUGCGGCAGGAACGGCACUGCGCCAGCCUCUGCAUCGACCACUUCGGCUUCCACCAGCCCGACAGCCGCCUCAACUUCGGCUUCUUUCGCAACCACAGCCGCCUCGGCCACUUCUCAAUCUACCCAGGCUGUCGCUUCAUCGACAUCGGUCGCAGCAGCACCAGUGAGCUCUCUGGCACCCGCUACGACGACCGCCACGACUCCGGUGCACCACGUCAACAAGGGCGCGAUCGCAGGCGCUGUGAUCGGCGGAGUGGUGCUGCUGCUCAUCGGAGUGGCGCUCAUGAGGUGGUGCGCGUCGCGGCGGCGUACGCGGAGGCUGAGCAUGGCGGCACACCGCAUGUCGGCACUGCGCUCACCGUCGCUCUCCGAAAAGGCUGCCGGCUCGCCCAAGGACGACGGCUCCGUCUCGCCGCACAGCCAACGUCGCAUGACCGCCAGGGUGUAUCCGUCCGGCGACACGCUCGACGUGGCGGCUCUGGGCCGGCUCAGCUCGAGUUCGCGCCGUCGAUCGGCUUCGAAUGGCGACGAUCUGUCGCUCUCCAACAUUCUCGCGCAGGGACCGUCGAAUGUUCCGGAGGCCGAGGCCGAGCCCGAGAUCCGCGUGGUCAAGGUGCCCUUCAACCUCACGUCGGGCCAGCAGAUGGCACCCGCGCACGAGUCGAUCGGGCUCGACGCAUCUCCGUUUGCAGACUCGGAUACGCCGUACCUGCCGCUGAGCAGGACGAAGAGCGUCCCUGUGCAUCCGCAUGCACUGAACCCCUUCUAUUCAGCGGAUCCUGCCAAAGCGAGUGUCGAGGCAGCGGCGGGAGAGUCGCUGCACGCGCGCUCCAAGUCAACGCCGGUAGUCGAUCCACUAGCCAACAGCACGACCCCUACCACCUCGCCCACUGCAUCCUCGUUCCCUAACCGCACGCUGCGCGGUGCGCACUCGCAGAACUUCAAGAUCCCGCGCGUCAGCGUCCCCGCCUACCUCGCCGGCAUCGAUUCGGGGCAUGACGAUCUGGGCGCAGAGUCGAUGUCGAGACAGAUCUCGUGCGACUCGGGCAUGCGCCGCUUCUCUACGGGCGCCGCCACGUUUGUCUCGGUCGAUGAAGACCCCUUUGUCGACGCGGCACAGGAGCCCGCGCCGUCUACGUCGCAUGCGGUCUGA
This is a messenger RNA of Moesziomyces antarcticus, 1581 nucleotides long. RefSeq lists its product as uncharacterized. The record is from RefSeq and is a predicted model, not a curated record. The coding region runs from base 1 to 1581 and encodes 526 amino acids. The transcript has a single exon. NCBI's taxonomy places the organism in Eukaryota, Fungi, Basidiomycota, Ustilaginomycetes, Ustilaginales, Ustilaginaceae.